GUUACCUGCUGCCUCCCAAUAAUGCAACUCGGCCCUGAAAGGUCUACCAGGCUUCGGCCUCAUUCCCCGAAAUCGGGUAGCAGGUCCAUUUAGGUUCAGUCUCCCUCAGUGUUUCUAAACAGCACAUCGCGAAUACGCUACACCGGUGGUACCGUCUAUGACCUGGGUUACCAAGCAGUACAUAGCCAAACGAGCUAGUUAGCAGCAAGUGCCUGAAGUUGUUCAUGAAAAAUGGCUAGCCUGCCAUUUAUCCCAAGAAAGAACUGACAAGUACAUCCAUCCCUUGAACAUUAAUCGUACAUUGCCGUAUAAACGUUAAUCUUAUAACGACAUAAUUGCGUCUUGAACUUUUAUUUUCACGUUAACCCUGUCAGCUAUACGCAGUGCCGCUACGAGGCGUUCGCAGCGAACAACCACAUCCCCGGACAGAAUUACACAGACAAGGCUUCGUUUCAACGUUGAGUCCAAUGCUUACAGAAGUUAGUCAACCUACCUACCCGCAAUGUGUGGCUUCGGUUACCGCCUCGCUGUUGCUGGGGGGUCGCCCUUCCUCGCCUCAGCCCAUCUCCGAUCCAGGCAGCAACACAGACCCUCAGCACCGCGGGGUGAAGGCGACUGAAAGCGUAGGAAUAGCGGAGAUCGUCAACUAUGGAGAUGAUCACUCUGAGCUGAAAACUGAAAUGCACUGGGCACUUCUAAACGACGCUGUCGCCAUGGAAGAUGAGGAGGAGGACACUCUUUCUGAGCUGCAGGCCUUCCCUUCCCAGCCAAGGUUUCGCUCUCACAGCGAUGCCUCGGGCUUUGCCGCCAGAAUCCUUUGGAGGCUCAGAGGAGCUCUCACAGUUGAUGGAUUGGAGAAAUCAUCAUCACUGGCCAGCUGCGACGUGGUGGUGGACAACAGUUCCGGCACCCACAAUGUGCCCGGGUCACGGCAGCAGCGAGGCAAGCUGUCCUCUUUAGGGAGACUCUUCAAACCCUGGAAGUGGAGGAAAAAAAAAAGCAGCGACAGGUUCCAGGAUCUCUCCAAAGUUUUAGAGAGAAAAAUCUCAACGAGACAAACGAGAGAGGAGCUUAUCAAGAAGGGAGUGCUAGUUCCGGAACAAGAUGAGCCUGUCAGCAGGGAAAUCCAGAAUGGACACGCCACAUCCAGCAUCUCAUCGGAGCAGGUCAAAGUUGAAAUUGAAACCAAGCUGACCCACGCCGCAGAUCCUCCUGGCCCCGUGAACACUGAAGACAAUACAGCCAAGUCCUCUCAUCCAAAGAAGACGCAGGGAGGUGCAACGAAAACCACCGCAACUGCCACAUCGUACUCCACUAUCCCUCCUCGCUCACGGACCCCUAAAGAUGCUGAGGUGCACAGCAGAGGCACUGGAGCCCGGACCAGCCGGAAACCAGUAGCCGAUUCUCAGAAGGCUACUGUGGAGGUUCUCAGUAAUCCAGAGGAAGUCAACUCCUCGAACGUCCCCGUGAGCUCUUCUCAAGUCACCCUCCCCGAAGUUGAGGAGACUCCUGUUGCUUCCCAAGACACCUUAGCGGACAAAGCUCCUAACGGCGAUACUUCUGCAUGCCAAGAGACACUCAAAGAGCCGUCCUCUGACACCUCAGUCCCCCCCCUACACAUCAACACUGCCACAGAGGACACGUCUUUCACAGAGGGGCUUGUCGAGGGCGACGGCCAACAGAAGAAAGAAUACAGGACUGGGGAGGAAGUGGGAGAGUCGCAAAAGGAAAACGUUGAUCCUGCUGAAGAGACGCACUCGAGCCCGGCUGACGGGGAUGGCGUGAUGUCACCGGGGCACAGUGUGAACAUCCAGCAGGCCGAGGUGAUAGUGAUCCCUGACCGGCCUGCAGAGAGCCAUGCUAGCGACUCUGACUCUGAUGGACCCAUCCUGUACCGAGAUGAAGAGGAGGAAGAAGAGGAGGACGAGUACCUAAACAGUUCACUGGCCAGCAAGAUCCGGCGAAGGGACACCCUCAACAUCAAACUUGGGAAUCGCCCCAGCAAGAGGGAGCUGGAGGAGAAAAACAUCCUUCCGCGCAGCUCUGAGACAGAGAGACACGAGCUCCGCCAGCAGAUCGGCUCUAAACUCGUCAGGCGCUUGAGCCAAAGACCAACCACAGAGGAGCUGGAGCAGCGGAACAUUCUCAGACAGAAGAAUGACGUAGAGGAACAUGAAGCCAAGCAGGAGAUCAAACGGAAACUUUCCAGAAAGCUUAGCGUGCGCCCAACGGUGGCUGAAUUGAUCGCUCGACGAAUCCUGCGUUUUAACGAAUAUGUGGAGGUCACGGAUGCCAAGGACUAUGACAGGCGGGCUGACAAGCCGUGGACGCGACUCACACCUGCUGACAAGGCUGCCAUCCGCAAGGAGCUCAAUGAGUUCAAGAGCAGGGAGAUGGAAGUGCACGAGGACAGUAAACAGUUUACCAGAUUUCACCGGCCCUAGUGUAAUGUGGACGAUGGCAUGAAAAGCUCCAAAAAAGAAAAGUCCUUCAGACCUGCUGCUGUUUGUCAGUCAAGGCACUCCACCAUGUGUACUUCUGUGCUGACAACAAAUGUGGGGUUUAGCUAAAGGGCCGGGGCUCUCCAUGCGGCUCACUCAUGGGAUUUUAUUGCACAUACUGUACCUAUACUCGGAAAAGUGGUGUCUCGUUAAGAGUGAUUAAUUUAUUUUGGAGCGCAAGGAGGACUUGCUGGAAAAUGUUUUUGUUUUUCUUCGCCCUCUGCGAGGUGUAAAAUAGUGCGUUAUUCCAGGUAUGAAUGUGGCUCAAGAGAACUGUUGCCUUCAUGCAAAAAUGUAUGCUUUGUUCUGUUCGGGACCACCAAGCAAUGGACCAUGAGGAACUGUUGUGAAAUGAUUGGGCCACUAGAGGGCAUUAUGUCAUAAGCAUAUUUGCUUGCUGGGCUGGCAUGGUAGAUAAUCUGCAGUGGAGCCAAGGACUUUGGCUCUUAGACGUCUGUUGUGUUAAGUGCUUUAAAAAUAUAUAUUCCUUAAGUGCUUAAAAUGCUCUUUGAAAGUUGUACUUUUAAAGCUUUUUAAUCUGUUUGAAUCAUUUUUAGCUUAUUCACAGAGUGUCUUGGUGCCAAAAACCUAAUUGCAUUCUUUAAACCCAUUUCUGCAAACAUUCUCUCUUUCAUCUUUAAUGUUUCCCCUCGACAUUUUGAGCCCCUUUUGACAUUGAAGUCGAUGUUUUGCUGCGUUUUUACCGCAAUUGUUUAAAACUUUGAUGAGCCAUCUUGCACUUGCAGCACAGUUCCAUUCAUCAGGCUAUGGCAAGCUCAGUUGAAUUGAUGAAUCUUUACACUAUGCUGCUUAUAUCCCUAAAAAGCCGUCUUAGAGUCAAAUUUGUCAAUCUGCUGUGUGCUAUGAAAGAGAGAUUGCAGUUGUACGUGGGUUGAAACAGGGUCUAAGAUUAGAUUUCUGCAAGCUGAAAACUGAAAAGUCUCCUUUUCAGCUUUUUGUUGCAGUCUUUUUCAUUGGUUAAAUUGUUUGAUUAGACAAGACAAUUGAACUCACUAUCUUGUCUCACCAGUCUGUCUGUGCUAAACUAGGCAUCGCUAAAACCAAAGUGAGACAAUGUUGCUUCCAAAUUAAGUACUCCAAGUGAAGUGAUGAUAUAAUGGCAUGUUGUUUUAUGACAGCAUACUUUUGUAUGGGUGACCUGAGUUGACUCCAUCUUUAUGCUUUUGUACCAUUCUAACACAGUAUGUCGAAUAUGAACUUCAAGGGGUAAAUUAAUCAUGAUUUGUCGCUCUGUAAACCUCACCUACAUGCAAACAUAAGCUGUUAUAUAUCUCAAAGCAGUCAAAUACAAUAUUUCUGUCACAUUUCCGCUACUAUAGUAGUGUGGCUAAAAGUAAUUGACGGUCUCAUCAGGACUUGUUGCUGCUGCAUUGUAUGUACACGUAAACGUAAAGUCAUGUACAGUUCAACAGUAUUGAGUAUUCCUUUACAAUGUGUAUCAUGUACUGUAUAAUAAUUAUUUUGUACAAAUUGUAUAUGGAGCAUGUGCAUAAACAGUCGAUUUUACGCCCCAAUACAACUAUGCCCUAAAUGUUUUAAACUUUUGACUUGUCUUUAUUCAGUUGGAAUACUAUGUUUUCUCUGGGUACUCUGAAUUCCUACCACAUUUGAAAAACCUUCUAUUCAAACACUUUUGGUCUGUUUUAAAGAGCGAUAACAUUUUUAUAUGUCACCUUUUAAAAUAUGUGCUGCUUCGAUAGUGUCGGACUCACUCCCUUUGGUUGGUUAAAGGACAAACCCAUCAGCUUGAACUCAUUGUGCUUAACGGCUACUGUCGAUUAAGCGGGCCGACAGCUCGUUAAAUCUGUUCCGCUUGAAGCCAAGUGAGCUUGUUAGCCAGCUCUCUGGCAUUAGUGUUAAUCAAAGUGUCGUCACCUUGUUUGUGUGUCUGCCCGCUACCAUUAGCGUUAAAAGGUGGAGCAGGCAGCAGAAAAUUAGCAUGGGUUCGUUAUUUCGUUUUACAGCCAAUUCUAAGUUGUUCUUGUUUUCAGAACAGAAUUAAAAAGUAAUGUAUAGUGAUAAUAUUUGGUUUUGUUUUCCAGAAUGAGAUUGGCUGCCAUAAAACAUGUAUUAAUUGGCUGCAUCAGGAGUCACCAAACUGCCAGCUACGGAUCACGUUUGGUACCAGGCCGCACAGAAAGAAUACAUAAUUUGCAUUAUUUCAGUCGUAUUUAUUAUCUGAUGUUGAGCAAUGUUUUGUUUUGAAAAAUGACCAGAUUUUCUCCAACGCAACAUUUACCUGUGCUCUUGACACGUCACUAUGCUUUUCUCAGUCACACGCAUUCAAUAACGCUAUCAUAAAACCGUAAGCUAUCAAAAUG
Molecule: messenger RNA, 4843 nt
Organism: Corythoichthys intestinalis (scribbled pipefish)
Lineage: Eukaryota; Metazoa; Chordata; Actinopteri; Syngnathiformes; Syngnathidae
Gene: phactr2
Product: phosphatase and actin regulator 2
Exons: 13
Coding region: 468-2444 (658 amino acids)
Biological process (GO): actin cytoskeleton organization
Molecular function (GO): actin binding
Source: RefSeq, a predicted model, not a curated record